Messenger RNA from Esox lucius (northern pike), 1085 nucleotides. It is a transcript of the gene mrpl24, whose product is annotated as mitochondrial ribosomal protein L24. Gene Ontology annotation, molecular function: structural constituent of ribosome; RNA binding. The record is from RefSeq and is a predicted model, not a curated record. Bases 96 to 746 code for a protein of 216 amino acids. NCBI's taxonomy places the organism in Eukaryota, Metazoa, Chordata, Actinopteri, Esociformes, Esocidae. Gene Ontology annotation, cellular component: mitochondrion; ribosome. The transcript has 6 exons. Gene Ontology annotation, biological process: translation.
UGAGCCAGUAACCUCGCUAGAAACCCUAAUAGAGGAGCUGUAGGGGUCAUCAUUUGAGUCAUAUUUACGCAUGUGACAUUGACGAGAAGGGGGCAAUGCGGUUAACAGCGUUCCUGUCAAUGGCCGCUAAGGCUGCAUUUCCUCAUGACUACCGCUUUGGCACAAAUCGACCUUGGACCAUAGCUGCUAAGAGGAUGAACCCACCAGGCAAGAAGAGAAGAAAGGUGUUCGUUGAGCCCAUACCUUACGAUGAGUGGUCUGUUUUCAGAGGGGACACCGUUGAGAUCCUCUCUGGAAAAGAUAAAGGAAAGCAGGGGAAAGUGACCCAGGUCUUCAGACACAGAAACUGGGUCAUCCUGGAGGGGCUUAACACGCAUUUCAGGUACAUUGGGAAAUCUGCUAAUUACCGGGGGACCUACAUUGCCAGUGAAGCUCCGCUCCUACUCCGAGACAUCUCACUCAUUGACCCCACGGACAGGAAGCCCACCGAGGUGGAGUGGAGGUUCACAGAGGAAGGGGAGAAGGUGCGCGUCUCGGUCAGGACAGGCCGUAUCGUUCCCAAACCGGUGGUCCAGCGCAGAGACGGCAUCAUACCGCAGCAGUGGAAGGAUGGCCCUAAGGAUACGAGCCCUGAGGAUACCCUGGAGAAGACCUACAUGCCCUCCCUGAAGACUCUAGAGGAGGAGGUGAUGGAGAAGCUGGGUAUCGAGGAGCCAAGGAGAAACCAGAAGUCGUACUGGUACUGAAGGAGGAGAUUCUCUGUGUUGGGACGGAAUGGGAGGACCCUCGGAAAAACACUGCUGUGGCCUGGGGUAGCACACCUACAGUCUUCCAGAUAUUUCUGGUUGCUCUUCAUGGACAUAUAUAGACCCACAUCUAUGUAUGUAAAGGAUGUGACCAAUUCCACAUCGCUCAGUCCAGAUCGGAAUGGGUUGAGUGAUUACAGUAACAUGAUAUCAUCUGGGUUACUGGUCCUGUUUCAGCCUUUAGUUCAGCUGAAAUGACUAUUUAUGAUGCUGUUAUGGUUUGUUUAAAAUGUUUUUGGUUUGUAGUCAUGUCAAAUAAAUGUAUGUAUAAGUCUAUAA